GUCUUACACAAGUCUGCUGUUUACUGUUUAGUCACAUGCGAUUGAUCUAACUUCAGUUUGGUUUUUUGAAGUUGUUUCUGUUUUCAUUCAGAAUUUCAGAAUUUCUUCAAUUAGUUUCUCUCUGGUUUCAUUCUAUCAUUAUCGUUUGUGAGCCGGAGAAAAAAUUGUAAACAUCAUUUGACGGUGAUGUCUCGUAAUGUUUCCGUUGAUCCGCGUUACAGCGAAGGCGAACUGUCUGAUAGUCCAGAUUUCCAAGCUGUAAAAGAAAUGGAUGAAUAUGAAUCAAGCCUAUCACUUUCUGAAGAUGAACAGCUUUGCGAUACACUAUCAAUCAAACCACCACAACCCCAAGCCGAUUUUUCUGGAGAGGACAAAGCAAGAAGACACAAAGAGCAAAGCUCUACCUACAUCCAAAGCCAUUCACAUCGAGGUUCUGGUAGAGCCAUUAAAAGUAGUGUUUCAAAAGAUGGGAAAAAAGACACUCACAACACCGAUGGUAAGGAUAGGCAUGAUUCAAAAUAUGAAGACAGGCAUGUGAAAGACUCUAGAAAAGAAGAUUUGCGAGAAAGGCUCGAACGAGAUAGAAGAUCCAGGAAGAACAAAGACAUGGAUGUAUAUUAUGAAAAUAGAGACUCCGAUAGUAAAAGACAACAUGAUGUCCGUGGGGCAAGAAGAAAUGAACGAAAGCUUAAGCCUGAUGAUGCCAAAUUUGAUGAUAAGCUUGAAUUCAAAGAUCAUGGUUACAAAGAAAUAAGCAAACGGAAAAAACAACAAACAGAGCGGAACAUCAUAAUUAGCAGUCCAGAAGAAGUUCAAAUAAAAAUCGAGAGCAAGAAAAUGAGCAAAGAAAAUAUUCUUGCUUCAAAAAUCUUAUCUGAAGAAAGUACUGAUGAUGACAGCAGCAGCUCUUCUAAGUCGUCAAGUAUCCAUAAUGAAGGCUCUUCAAUUGUUGGAGAAAACGAAAAACUCUCAAGUCCACAUUCAUUGCAUGAUGAUCGUGAAGAGCCAGAAGAAAAGCGAAGAAAAAGUGAAUCAGGUUCUAUCGAGGAGUUUAGCAGGACGGAGAUAACGCAUACGUCAUUGAACGUUCCGGAACCUAAAGAAGAACUUCCCCCUUACUUACCGGCUAUCAUGGGCUGCCGCAGCGUGGGUGAAUUCCAAUGCCUCAACAAAAUUGAAGAAGGCACGUAUGGAGUAGUUUACAGAGCCCAAGACAAAAGAACCGACGAAAUUGUUGCUUUGAAACGUUUAAAGAUGGAAAGAGAGAAGGAAGGUUUUCCUAUAACAUCUUUACGCGAAGUCAGCACCUUACUGAAAGCACAACAUGAAAAUAUUGUAACCGUUCGCGAAAUCGUUGUGGGAAGUAAUAUGGAUAGCAUUUUUAUGGUGAUGGACUACGUGGAACACGACCUAAAAUCUCUAAUGGAAGUGUUGAAGUCAAAAAAACAAUCUUUCCUGCCUGGUGAGGUUAAGUGUUUGCUGCAACAGCUUUUGCGUGCUGUGGCCCAUCUCCAUGAUAAUUGGAUUCUCCAUCGUGAUCUCAAAACAUCGAAUAUUCUCUUGAGUCAUUCGGGUAUCUUGAAAGUGGGGGAUUUUGGUCUAGCUCGAGAGUAUGGUUCCCCUUUAAAGGCGUAUACCUCUAUCGUUGUAACUCUAUGGUAUCGGGCUCCAGAGCUGCUACUUGGAGUAAAAGAGUAUUCAACGCCCAUCGAUGUUUGGUCCGUUGGUUGUAUUUUUGGUGAGCUACUUACUCUUGAUGCAAUUUUUCAAGGGAAAUUUGAAGCUGAUCAGAUUAACAAAAUAUUUAAGGAACUAGGAACUCCAAAUGACAGUAUUUGGCCUGGCUACAGUGAAUUGCCUUUUGUAAAAAAGGCUUCAUUUACAAAUAAUCCUAUAAGCAAUUUACGUAAGAGAUUUUCAUCUCGCCUAAGCGAACUAGGAGUGGAUUUAAUGCAAAAAUUUUUGACCUACGAUCCAUCGAAACGCAUUACCGCUGAAGAAGCCUUGAAUCACACUUACUUGAAGGAACCUCCCUUCCCAAUACACCCGUCUAUGCUCCCAACCUGGCCAGCAAAAAGCGAAGCAAAUGGAGCUCGUAAAGCCCAAAGCCCAAAACCUCCUUCCGGUGGCAGAGCGUACAAACAACUAAACGAAGAAGUAGACGUAGACUCCAACACAGGAUUUCACAUGGGGAAUGCACAGGUUGAUCGUAGAACGAAUCUUUUAGGUCCCGGAUUCAGCUUGAAAUUCUAACUUUUCUAUCUAAAUGGGCUCGUUCAAAAUAAAUUGAUGGCGUUUUUUUUAAUAGUAUCAAA
Messenger RNA from Daphnia pulicaria, 2315 nucleotides. RefSeq names its product cyclin-dependent kinase 11B-like (gene Pitslre). The transcript is spliced from 8 exons. Lineage: Eukaryota; Metazoa; Arthropoda; Branchiopoda; Diplostraca; Daphniidae. The coding region runs from base 187 to 2253 and encodes 688 amino acids. Gene Ontology annotation, molecular function: cyclin-dependent protein serine/threonine kinase activity; ATP binding. Gene Ontology annotation, biological process: protein phosphorylation; regulation of mitotic cell cycle. Gene Ontology annotation, cellular component: nucleus. The record is from RefSeq and is a predicted model, not a curated record.